Messenger RNA from Beta vulgaris subsp. vulgaris (sugar beet), 1607 nucleotides. Its product is annotated as BTB/POZ domain-containing protein At3g05675. Gene Ontology annotation, molecular function: protein binding. Lineage: Eukaryota; Viridiplantae; Streptophyta; Magnoliopsida; Caryophyllales; Amaranthaceae. Bases 213 to 1514 code for a protein of 433 amino acids. The transcript has 3 exons. The record is from RefSeq and is a predicted model, not a curated record.
AUUUUUGUUAGCACAAGCUGCACAACACACUCUCAUAGCUUCUUCGACAGUACAACACUCUCUCCUCUCUCUCUCAUAGAGUCAUAGUACCAGAUCUCGCACAACGGCACAAUCUGCAAUGCUUGGUAGCUUCACACACAGAACUGCUUAUCAACUGAAUGGAGAGGCCUGUAAGUAGUCAUGCUAGAUGAUGGCUCUUUCGUUGAGAGUUAAUGGAAGCUGGAAUAGGAUCUUCAGUCAAGUUUAAUGACCGAUCAACUAGUGAUGUCGUUGUUAGGGUGCGGACACCUGAAGGACGUGAUGAGUGGCUAUAUUGCCACUCCUCCAUCCUAGUCAAAAAAAGUAAGUAUUUUGCUGACCGUCUUUCUGACACUUGGCCAACAUGUCAGAUUCUCGAUGCACGCAGUUGCGUUGAGGUUUAUUGCCAAGAAUCUGACUUUGACUACAAUAUCACUCUUCUACGCCUUCUCUAUGUUGUUUCUGACAGCUUGAUUUCUGAAAGCUGGCAUGGAGUUCGAAACACCCUUGGCAUCCUUCGAGUGGCUGUUGAGCUGGGAUGCCCUUGUAUCAUCUCUUCUUCCGUGGAGUACUUGGAGGCUGUCCCUUGGGAAGAGGCUGAGGAAGAGGAAAUUUUACAAACCAUACCGGGCAUUGGACCUGAAGCAAACUCUAUUCUUGCCCGCCUUCAACCAGUUAAUCAUGGUGCCAUUUGGAGGAUAUAUGUAUCAGCCAUUCGAUUUGCCACAUCAUCACCACCUCCUUCACUAAAGGAUCUCAAAUCUUCGGCUCAAGAGCAGCUAGAGUACAUGCUUGCUGAGGAUGAUGAUGUACCCCUUCUUACCUCAUUUGAUGAGGUAAAGCUUGAGGUAAGAGAAUGUCUAAUGAGACUGCUAUUGAGAUUUCGUGCGCUUCUAGAAUCUUCAGUAAAAGAGCUCAAAACAGUGGUUUCUGAGGCUGAAAGAUUUGAGCUGCUACAAUCAUAUUUGCUGGAUCUAUCAUGGGCAUGUCAAAUUUCUGGCAAACUUGAAAUAAUGAGAGAUCUAGUAGAUUUUUGGUUGGAGGUUUCUGAUACAGUAAUCGAGCUUAUUGAGAAAAAAAGUUCAAAAGCAGAAAUACUCGAGUUAAGAUUGAAAGUGAUUGAGGUAGCUACAAAAGUUUUAGAAGCAGUAGGGUAUGGAAAUGUUGUUUUGCCAACUGCAAAGAGGCUUCAAAUGGUGAAACUAUGGCUACCGUUUGCAAGACUUACAAAACCUAUGGUUAAUACAGUUCCAUCGGACUCCGAAGAAGAUAGUGCGGGGCCAAAAAUUGAUUCGGAGGUGUGGCAGACUUUGGAAGCUGCAUUUGUUUCAAUCAUACUCGCGUUGCCGUCAGGGGAUCAGGCAGAGAUUUUGACAGAUUGGUUGGAUGAUCAACAUAUUCAGUAUCCUGACUUGACUGAGGCAUUUGAGGUUUGGUGUUAUAGAUCUAAGGUUGCCAGAAAAAGACUGGCACCUUUUGGUGCUUCAACUGUAUGAUUAGCCCAAGGUGUACUGAUUUUCAUGAAUCUUAUGUCUGACCAAUGUUCUUAUGAAGAAUAUACAUGUUUAUUGAUGCUUACAUUAGCUAAA